Molecule: messenger RNA, 2007 nt
Organism: Pecten maximus
Lineage: Eukaryota; Metazoa; Mollusca; Bivalvia; Pectinida; Pectinidae
Product: protein DDB_G0287365-like
Exons: 14
Coding region: 19-1893 (624 amino acids)
Source: RefSeq, a predicted model, not a curated record
AGUCCAAGUCUGCUUACCAUGCCGGCCAUGCGAUUCGCGUUGGUGCUGCUGGUCAUUUCGAUGACCAGUGCUUGUCCGCACACCACUGCGGGCCUUAAAAAAUGGUCUGAGUCCUCUACUUGGGAAGAUGGAGUCCCGGAUGAGGGUGAAGAUGUCACAAUCACUACUCCUAUUCUACUGGACGAAAGUCCCGGGGUGGACCUAAACAGUAUAACAAUAUCAACUGGUGGUCAGUUAGUGUUUGCUCCGGACAGUGACCUUGUUCUCCGGACAUACUACAUCCAUAUUGAUGGCGGACGAAUGGACAUCGGAUCGGAGACCUGUCGAUACACUGGGGACGCUAAGAUCCAACUUCUCGGAAACUCGAACGAGACCUAUACAGUCCCAGGAUUCGGGAGAAAGUUUAUUGGAGUGGACGUCGAUGGAACUCUAGAGAUACACGGGGAGGAUAAAUUAUCGUGGACAAAGAUAACUGAUACAGUGGAGAAACUAUCAGGGGACGCCUUCACCUCUCAUGAUGUGAUCAACAAGGAAGAUCAACUAAAAGGCCUGAUUGUAAAGUCUUACGACCCGGCUACAGGGACGGAGGACCGGGAACAGGGAGUAUUCCGUAUCGGCACAUCCUCCGAAAAGAGCUUGGAAAAAGCAACUGAUGCCUUCAUCGCUUACAUAGACGCUAUCCCGGACGGCAAUGUAGUGGCCAUUGCGGUCCGCAAGUUUAUCAUUGACAGAGAAAAUUCUCUGAACAGAACACGGUUCUUUGACGCCCUGGAGACGCUUGGUUACGGAGACGUUACUGGGCAGAGUGAGAUCAGAAACUUGGUUUUCUAUGACGGAUUCGCCAUGGUGUUAACGAAAGGUGACCCCUCGAAGACUGUUGAGGGAUUCGAACCAUACAAAGUUGGAGGACUUCACCAGACGUCUACAGCCUCAUAUCUAUCGGAGGAUACUGGCCUUAAAUACUUUGUAUUCAGUUACACUAAGUCCCGUGGGUUCGGAAAAUCAUUCGUCGAGUUUCAAGUUACCAAAAUGACAAAAUCCUGUCCUAUCAUCAACGUCAUUGAUGACGUCACUUCCUGGAAAACGGGGGAUCGCGUCAUCAUCACCUCGACUGACUACGACUGGGAACAGGUGGAAGCCGGCAGAGUGAUGGACUGUGAUAAUUGUCUUAGUAGCCAGGUCAGGGUCGACCUUUCUCCGAAAUUUACCCAUUAUGGAAAAAUCUUCAAAAAUGUGGACAUGCGUGCCGAGAUUGCUGUUCUGACCAGAAAUGUGGUGAUUGAAGGUGUAAUGGUUGAUUUUGCAGACGAAUUUGGAGGUCAUAUCAAGGCUCUCAAGGGAUUUAAAGACUUCCACAUUGAGGGCGCCGAACUCGUCCAUAUGGGCCAGUCUACAUCAAAGGGUAACUACCCGAUACACUGGCACAUGUGUGAGGAUGUGCGGGACCCGGCUGUUUACCCCUCCCCCACAUACGCCCGCGGGAACUCCAUCCACCAAACAUACGCAAGAUGCGUCACUGUUCACGGCACGCAUGGAGCUAAGGUAAUGGAUAACGUCUGCUUCGACAGUAUUGGUCACGGUUUUUUCCUGGAAGAUGGUGGAGAAAAAUGGACGACAAUAUCGGGGAACCUUGGUGCUGGCCAGCUCUUUGGCGAUCUUAUACAGACCGACAAUAUGAAACCAUCAACAUUUUGGAUCACAAACCCCCUAACCGUGUUGGAGAAUAAUGUUGCGGCCGGCGGACAGGGUAUCGGUAUAUGGUACGUUUUCUCACUGAAGAACCUAUGGGACCAUCAAAGGGUAAAGGGUUCAUGCAGUACGGAGAAGCCCAACAAACCGCAAUCACCAAAUUUAGUAACAAUGUGGCACAUUCCAACAGAUUGGACGGUCUGAGGUUUGACGAUAGACUGGAUGAGAAUGGCACCCUUUUGCGUGGUAAUAUGUACAACCCAUUGGUAACUCCAUUAGACAUCGAUUCUGAUGUCGCACUCGUGGAGUUCAACAGAA